This is a messenger RNA of Triticum dicoccoides, 485 nucleotides long. RefSeq lists its product as uncharacterized. Gene Ontology annotation, biological process: proteolysis. Gene Ontology annotation, molecular function: cysteine-type peptidase activity. Bases 45 to 485 code for a protein of 146 amino acids. The transcript has 5 exons. The record is from RefSeq and is a predicted model, not a curated record. Lineage: Eukaryota; Viridiplantae; Streptophyta; Magnoliopsida; Poales; Poaceae.
CAGAUUUCCUAGGCUGGAGGCACUUCUUGAAUCAAGAUUUCGCGAUGCACGCAACCGCUGGUGGCGCAGACUGGAACCCCGAGGAUCAUGUCUACUUAUUCAACGACAUUCACAUACCAUACGACGUCUCAAAAAGCCGUCUGAUAUAUAUCCCUCUCCACCAACCGUUUCAUUUCUCAGUCUACGCAUUUGAUAUGGAGAACGAGAAGAUUCAGAUCAUGGACCCCUUAAGAGAUACAAGCAAAGGAGGGCAGGACAUUGAAGCUAGGCACUCUAAGACUAAAGAUCAUAUUGCGAAAGCAUUGCAGGAUUGCAUGGUCAUCUCUUUUCCAGACUGGAAACGCAAUAUUUCUAGCUGGCAGCAUGAGUUCCCAACAAAUAUUCCAGCAACUGCUAACAGGAUUGAUACUGCUUUCCACGUUCUGCAUAUCAUGAGAAAUUGGGAUGCAAAAUGCUUAGUCAAUCCAGUCUCUAGUGACUCUUGA